CCAUGUCCACUCUGAAGAAUUCUUGAACAAAAUUCUCUCUCACGCAGUGGUUUUGUGUGUGUGUUCUUGUUCCAAAAAAUUGUUUUUGCUUAUCUUGCUCACUUAUCCGACGCAUUAUCGCCGGAGAUGAAACCGGCGUCGGAGUAUAUGAUAAGAAAAUCAAGGUACAGGAGAGUUAAUCGUCUAGCUAAAAAGAUCAACAGCUAGGAUUUUAUCAGCGGAUCUCACUGUCAAGAAUGGACGGUCAAAAGCUUACUAGGAACCACUCAUCACUUCUCCGGUUAUCCACCACCGUCAGAUCAUCCAUCCACAGCUUAUCUUCUAUGAACGAGAUCGCACCUGAUGAAGAAAUAUAUAACCUUGAAGAACGGAAACUUCACUGCAAGCCCGUUUCACCUCUGGUUCGGUCCGGUUCAGUGCGUCUAACUCCAAUACUUGCCAUAUUGUUCCUCUAUGUAUGCACCCUUUUCGCCUUCUUCAACACGGACGACAUAGCCACCUCGGAAAAUCUGCUUUUAGGGCUUAUUUUAGUUGCGGUUUUACUUUUCUUCGCGUCGAAAAAUAAGUCAAGAAUCCAACAAAGUUUCAGUUUUUGUAAGGAACUGUGUUAUGAGUAUGGAAAAAAAGUUGGGUUCCUCUGUUUGACCUCUAAGAACGAUGAAAAAUCUGUGAAAUGGUUCAUCGGUGAAUCGAACUUCGAUUAUAAAGAGAAUGCUAAGAAUAUUAUAAGAGAAGGAGUGGAAUUUUACAGCAAUGGGGAUUACUAUGAAGGUGAGUUUCACCAAGGUAAAUGCAAUGGGAGUGGAGUGUACAAUUACUUCACGAAUGGGAGAUACGAGGGCGACUGGAUUGGUGGGAAGUACGAUGGAUAUGGAGUUGAGAGUUGGUCGAGGGGAAGUCGAUAUCGGGGGCAGUAUAGGCAGGGAUUGAGGCAUGGCUAUGGAGUUUAUAAGUUUUACACUGGGGAUACAUAUGCAGGGGAGUGGUGUAAUGGGCAGAGUCAUGGAAUGGGAGUGCAAUCUUGUGCUGAUGGGAGUUGUUAUAUUGGAGAGUUCAAAUGUGGGGUGAAACAUGGCCUUGGUUCUUACCAUUUUAGAAAUGGAGAUAGAUAUGCUGGUGAAUAUUUUGGAGAUAAAGUCCAUGGUUUUGGCGUCUAUCACUUCUCGAAUGGUCACUGUUAUGAGGGAUCAUGGCAUGAAGGACGAAAACAAGGUUAUGGCAUGUAUACUUUCCGAAGUGGUGAGACGAGAUGUGGCGAAUGGGAUGGUGGUAAACUUAAGGCGUCCCUUCUUCCGCUAACUGAUUCAGUUCUGCGAGCUGUUCAGGCUGCUAGAAAAUCUGCGGGAAAUGCAAUAAAACUCUGCAUGGUUGAUGAACAAGUGAACAAGGCUGUUAUGGCAUCAAACCGAGCUGCUACUGCCGCCAGAGUUGCUGCUGUUAAAGCUGUUCAGAACAGGAUCGAUGGAAAAUUCUGCGAUACUGAUGUUUAAGUAUUGUCCAUAAAUUUAAAUCUUCUAAGUUGUUCUUGCGUAGAAGGUAUAUGAGCACCCCGAUAAGCAAAAACUCGUCGGAGGUUGAGUGUAUGUCGUGGUUUUGUUUCAACUAAGUAAUCUGUACAUGUUUCAAUCAUAAUUUCAAUGGGAA
Olea europaea var. sylvestris is the source of this 1644-nucleotide messenger RNA. RefSeq names its product MORN repeat-containing protein 1-like. The coding region runs from base 237 to 1490 and encodes 417 amino acids. Lineage: Eukaryota; Viridiplantae; Streptophyta; Magnoliopsida; Lamiales; Oleaceae. The record is from RefSeq and is a predicted model, not a curated record. The transcript is spliced from 3 exons.